This is a messenger RNA of Gilbertella persicaria, 891 nucleotides long. RefSeq lists its product as uncharacterized. Bases 1 to 891 code for a protein of 296 amino acids. The record is from RefSeq and is a predicted model, not a curated record. The transcript has a single exon. Gene Ontology annotation, molecular function: carbohydrate derivative binding. Gene Ontology annotation, biological process: carbohydrate derivative metabolic process. Lineage: Eukaryota; Fungi; Mucoromycota; Mucoromycetes; Mucorales; Choanephoraceae.
AUGCUCUCAACUGGUAUUUGCGCAACAUUUUUACAUCCUGUUGAAGCUUUACAUGGAGACCUCGGUACAGUUCAGCCUAAUGAUGUUGUACUCGCCUUAUCAUUCUCGGGAAACACAGAAGAAUUAUUGAUGCUCAUGCCUAGCUUAAAACAUCGUUCUGUUCCUGUUAUUGGUCUGGGUGGUAAUCCAAAGAGUAAGCUGGCUAAAGAGAGUGUGGCAUGGAUUGAUGGAUACGUCAAGCGUGAAGCAGGAGGAGAUAUACCAGCACCUACUUCUUCUACCACAUUGACAUUGGCUUUGGGUGAUGCUUUGGCUUUGACACUGGCAAAAUUAAGGUCGUUUACAACAGACGGAUUUGCUCUUAAUCACCCAGGCGGCUCCCUUGGUAGAAGAUUGCUACUCAAAGUAAAGGAUAUCGUAAUUGAUGCUCAAAAAGUGGCUACUGUCAGCAAGAAUACAUCGCUUGAUGUUGUGAUUAUGGAAAUGACAAAGCAUCCCCGAGGAUCUGGUGUGAUUGUGUUGGAAGAUGAUAGGAUGGAAGCAACAUUUGAUGAUAACCAAGGCUAUCUUUUCCCUUCACCACCCAUUUCAGAGACAUCUUCCCUAGACGAAUUUGACGAGGCAUUUGUUAACAAGGCAAGCAAGAUAGCAGGCGUGAUUACACACGGUGAUAUCCAUCGGGUUCUUAAGUCUUCAACACGGGAAGGAAUUUUUCAAAUUCGCGCAGUAGAUAUCAUGACAGCAAAUCCUGUGGUGUUUGAUGAAGAUGGUUUAGCCUCUAAGGCCGUCAAAUUAAUGGAAGAGAAGAACAUUCCUCUUUUGCCUGUGAUAAGCAAUGAUAAGAGUUGGACUGGUGUUAUCACACUCAAAGACCUUCAGGAGCUCUUUUAA